AACGACGGGGCAAUUAUUGAAAAAUGUAAAAGUACGGGCAAAUUGAACAAACGUCGAGUAAAUGAACGAGGAACUUAUGAAAGUUACUUGAAAAUAAUUAUGAUGAAAAUGUGUUGUUUAAAAUGUCAAAAGUUAAUUAAAAAUUCCAAAAUUAAUCACAAACGGGAGACAUCCUUCAGAUCAUUGCAAAAUAUUUAAAUCAAUUACUGCCUUGUAAUAAAUUAUAAAAUAAAAUAUUUGUUUUGUAAGUCUAUGAAAGGAAUCAACUCAUUGAUGGAAGACCUUAGCGCAUUAACGUUUACUGCAUAAAAAUUUUCAAAAAGUUUUCUAUAUGCUAAAAGCACUGCCAAAUUCUUCGUUUCAAGCUUAAUGUGGCAUUGGCGUCAGUUCUUCCAAAAGAAAAGCAACCACAGACUGAAUUUCUAGCAAAGUAAAAUAAGAAUUGUUACGGUAUGAACGUAAAUGAAAUGCAGUUGAGAGAUUUCGAUGAAGAAACGGAAGACACGGACUCUGAGACUGAAUUGCUUGUACGCCACGUUGGUAACGGCGGUAGACAGCAAUCAGACUUUAAAUUACAGAAGACCAAAAGCAAUUCUAACUCAAUAACAAACAACAACCGUAGCCGUAGUCAUGUUCAUCAUAAUAAUACCAAUCGUCAUAGCCGCUCGCUAAUGAAUAACCACCAACGCAAAACGCAAAGCUUUCUCAGUCAGCUCUUUGAUGUUGUUAGCAACACAACAUUUACUCGCAAUAAUAAUAAUUCGAUAUUGUCGCCAUCCACGUCAAAUUCUCAUCGGCCUAAUUUACGUACUUCACGCGCUGCGCCGGUACGUCACAGAAAUGAACAAAAUUGUGAAUAUUUUGUGUCAAACUCAAUCAGUGCAAAUACAUCAACUACGAGUACGAUAAAUAAUGCGGCAUAUGCCGCCCGUUUCAAUCAUUCCUCGAAAACUUAUCAUAUAAAACAUCCGGUUGCAUCCAUGGAUUCAACUGAUGCUAGCCCAAUGGGUACCUUUCACUACAGUGAUACACCACCUACAACUAAUACGACAGCAGGAUUGAGCGCCACGUCUAAUAGUGUUAACGCAACGACAAACAAUGGUCUACAAACCGUUGUAGAUCCCGAUAACGGUUCAACAACAGUAUUCUAUCAAAAAAAUCGACGGAAAAGUAAAAAGCGCUCGCUAAGCAAUCUUUGUAAAGUUUGUUUAUGUAGUUGUUGGCGAAAAUGGUUUGCCGCGCGGGAGCUUCGCGCUCGCACUGUCCACUUGGGACGAGUUACGGCCGAAAAAUUCCCACCGAAUGAGAUUCGUAAUCAAAAGUACAACUUCAUAACGUUCCUGCCUUUGGUACUUUUCGAGCAAUUUCGUUUCUUUUUAAAUUUAUAUUUCCUUUUGAUGGCUCUCUCGCAAUUUAUACCUGAUAUACGCAUUGGCUAUCCGUACACUUAUUGGGGGCCAUUGGGAUUUGUGUUAACAGUAACCAUCUGUCGUGAAGCUAUAGAUGAUUAUCGUCGUCACCAGAGAGAUCGUGAAGUGAAUUCGCAAAAAUAUAAACGGUUAGUUGUCUCCGAUACUCAUGGCUACGAAAUGGUGCCUUCGUCUAAAUUAAAAGUGGGUGAUAUUAUUAUUGUGGAAAAGAAUGAAAGAGUGCCAGCUGAUUUAAUAUUAUUACGCACGAGCGAUAAAAGCGGCUCAGUGUUUGUGCGUACUGAUCAAUUGGAUGGUGAAACCGAUUGGAAAUUACGUUUAGCUGUUUCGCUAACACAAAAAUUGAACAAGGACUCUGAUCUCUUUAAUAUGGACGCCAGCGUUUAUAUAGAAAAACCUCAAAACGAUAUACAUUCUUUCAUCGGCACCUUUGCUAUGCAAGACGGAAGCGAGGAAGUCGGUUUAAAUGUUGAAAACACCUUGUGGGCCAACACAGUAGUGGCAGCAGGCACUGCUACAGGCAUAGUCAUUUAUACUGGCUGUGAGACACGCAGUGUGAUGAAUAAUUCGCAACCUCGUUCGAAAGUGGGUUUAUUAGAUAUGGAAAUCAAUGGAUUGACUAAGGUUUUAUUCUGUGCUGUUCUGGGUCUGGCUUUAGUUAUGAUGAUGUUAAAAGGAUUUAGUGGUCCAUGGUAUCGUUACAUGUUUCGUUUUGUGCUGCUGUUCUCGUAUAUUAUACCCAUUAGUUUGAGAGUAAAUUUGGAUAUGGGGAAAGCUUUCUAUUCGUGGCAAAUGCAAAAUGAUUCUGAGAUUCAAGGUACCGUCGUUCGCUCCACUACCAUACCAGAAGAAUUGGGUCGCAUUUCGUAUGUUCUAACCGAUAAAACUGGUACCCUUACACAGAAUGAGAUGGUUUUCAAAAAGAUCCAUUUAGGCAUUGUAUCACACGAUAACGACACUUUUCACCAUGUGGCGGAAACUAUUGGUGCUUUGGCACCCACGAUUUUAAAAAGAAGUACAAGUACUGAUACCAGCACUUCGAAAAUCGCUUUAUAUUCAGGAAAUCGAAUGCGCCGACCAGAAGGUUGGCGGGAAUGGGAGGCCGUUAAAGCUUUAGCUCUUUGUCACAACGUUACUCCCAUAAGCGAUGAAGACGACAAUCGAUCCGUGUCCACAUCCUCUACUUUUGCUUCAACGACUGGUGGUUCUACAUCGCCAACAAAGUCUGUGAUAACUAUGGAAAUAACCUCAACCAAUGAACAUCAAUAUCAGGCUUCUUCGCCCGAUGAGAUAGCUCUGGUCAAAUGGACCGAACAAGUAGGAUUAACUUUAAUAGCACGCGAUAUAAAUUCUAUGACAUUACAAUUGAAAGCUCAUAAAAAAUCAGAUCACCUUCAGUUUGACGAUGACUCUUUAAUGCAUUUUCAAAUUCUGCAAUUAUUUCCCUUUACCAGUGAAUCGAAACGUAUGGGCAUUAUUGUUAAAGAUUCGCAAUCAGGAGAAAUAACUUUUUAUCUGAAGGGUGCUGAUGUCGUAAUGUCCUCCAUAGUGCAAUAUAACGAUUGGUUAAGUGAGGAGUCCGGUAAUAUGGCUCGAGAAGGCUUGCGGACAUUAGUGGUGGCUAAAAAAGUUCUCAGCGAGGAUCAAUAUAAUGAUUUUGAAACGCGUUAUAAUGCUGCGCGUUUAAGUGUAAGCGACCGCGUGACAAAAGUGGCUGCUGUUGUAGAAUCCCUGGAAAGAGAAUUGGAGUUAUUAUGCUUAACAGGUGUUGAAGAUCGUUUACAAGAAGGGGUACGACCAACUCUUGAACUAUUACGUAAUGCUGGUGUACGGGUUUGGAUGUUGACUGGUGAUAAAUUGGAAACCGCUUGUUGCAUAGCCAAGUCUUCUCAAUUAAUUGGACGCAAUCAAGGUCUACAUGUUUUACGAUCUGUUAAAACACGUACCGACGCUCACUUAGAACUGAAUCAGUUUCGUCGCAAGCAAGGUCACGCUUUAGUUAUUUCUGGGGAAUCUUUGGAAGUAUGUUUGCAAUAUUAUCGCCCAGAAUUUUUGGAGUUAGCUACUGCUUCACCGGCUGUAGUUUGCUGUCGCUGCAGUCCCACGCAAAAAGCUCAAGUGGUGCAAUUGAUACAAAAGCAUACUGGCAAACGGACCUGUGCCAUCGGUGAUGGCGGUAAUGAUGUUAGCAUGAUUCAGCAAGCUGACGCCGGUGUCGGAAUAGAGGGUCGGGAAGGACGUCAGGCUUCUUUGGCUGGGGAUUUCAGUAUACCUCAGUUUUCACAUAUAGCCAAACUUUUACUGGUUCACGGCCGACGUUCAUACAAACGAUCGGCUGCUCUUUCACAAUUUGUCAUACAUCGCGGUCUAAUAAUUACCACCUUGCAGGCCGUGUUUUCGGCCGUUUUCUACUUAAGUUCGGUAGCCUUAUAUCAAGGUUUUUUAAUGGUUGGCUACUCCACGUUGUACACCAUGUUUCCUGUAUUUUCAUUAGUUUUAGAUCAGGACAUUACCUCGACAACGGCUGUCACUUACCCAGAGUUAUAUAAAGAUUUAUCGAAAGGGCGAAGUUUAAGUUAUAAAACAUUCUUUAUAUGGGUAUUAAUCAGUAUUUAUCAAGGCGGUGUUAUUAUGUACGGAGCGCUGAUAUUAUUUGAAGAUGAAUUCAUACAUAUUGUGGCCAUAAGCUUUUCGGCACUCAUAAUGACUGAAUUGAUAAUGGUUGCACUAACUGUUAGGACGUGGCAUCGAUUAAUGGUCUUGGCGGAAUUGUUUAGCUUAGCUUUAUAUUUAAUCUCCUUGGCUGUGCUACAUGAAUAUUUCGAUUGGGAAUUCAUUUCCUCAUAUGAUUUCUUGUGGAAAGUUUUUAUUAUUACUGUGGUCUCCUGUUUACCGUUAUAUAUUAUAAAAUUCCUGCGGAAAAAAUGUUCCCCGCCUUCGUAUUUGAAACUUUCUUAAGCUAUUUUUGUUUUUAAUUAUUUUAUAAUGUGUAUAAUGUGUAAGUUAAACAAAAUAUUUGGUUAUUGAUAAUAAUAAUAAUAACAAUAACAAAUGCAAUUAACCAACAAAUUAUAGUGUAAACAUUAAUGCUUUAGAUCGAAUUCAUCGUAAUUGUUUAUUAAUUAAAAAAAAAAAAGAAUAUGUUUUUUAGUCUUGAGGUCUAAUGUUAUGGAAUUAUUUUUCUGAAUUUUUAUCUUUAUUCAAAGUAUUUUCUCUAUAAAAAAUUAAUUUUUUUUAAAAUUAUUUAUUUAUAUUAUUACUUUACAAAAGUCUACCAACAGUUUUCUCUGUACGAAAUAUUCUAAAAAAUUAUGUUUUAAAGGUCACCAUACAAGUUCAAUAUUUAGUAUUCUU
Molecule: messenger RNA, 4784 nt
Organism: Glossina fuscipes
Lineage: Eukaryota; Metazoa; Arthropoda; Insecta; Diptera; Glossinidae
Product: probable phospholipid-transporting ATPase IIB
Exons: 9
Coding region: 453-4388 (1311 amino acids)
Biological process (GO): phospholipid translocation; endocytosis; retrograde vesicle-mediated transport, Golgi to endoplasmic reticulum
Cellular component (GO): endosome; trans-Golgi network; plasma membrane
Molecular function (GO): ATP binding; ATP hydrolysis activity; magnesium ion binding
Source: RefSeq, a predicted model, not a curated record